CUCCAGUGACGGGCAUUUCACUACUUAAUCCGUGAGCUUUCAGGCUUCUUCCGCUCUUUAGAUUCUAUCCCACUGCGUUACUUUGCAGGCCCCGCCGCGCUUGCUGCAUUUCCCUAGCGCGUUUCUUUCCCGCGAAGCUCUUCAGCACGCUCGCAUCUCCUUCACCUCACCUCGCCAGCUGCACUUGCAUCAACCAACCGCGCACACGCGAACAUCCUUCUGCGCAUUGCUAGCCAACCAAGACGUCACGCGCACACCCGCUGGGUACGGUCAAUAUGUCUUUCGGCGGCGGUUUUGGGGGCUUUGGCUCCAACAACAACAACCAGCAGGCUAGCAGCGGCGGCUUUGGAUUUGGGGCGACCAACAACAACGCCAACAACGCUUCGACUGGCUUCGGCUCCAAUGCGAACAGCGGUGGCAUGUUCGGCUCGAACAACAAUGCUACCACGGGAAGCAACAUGUUCGGCGGAGGCGCCAGCACCAGCACGAGCUCUCCUUUCGGGGGUGGAGGUGGAUUUGGUGCUAACAACACCGCGAGUUCAACCGCAUUCGGCUCGAAACCAUUCGGUGGCGGAACAUCUGGCGGCCUCUUUGGCGGCAGCGGGACGUCUGGCUCGACAUUCGGCGGCUUUGGUGCCUCUCAACCUAGCAACACGACGUCAACAUUCGGCGCCGCUAAUAACAACAACAACACAGGUGGAAGUCUUUUCGGCCAGAACAAGCCUGCCUUCGGUGCAGCAGCAACGACUGGGAGCGCGUUUGGUGGUGGAAGUACAGGCGGGGGAUUUGGCACUGCGACCAACACCACGGGAGGGUUCGGUAGCUCGGCUGGUGGCUUUGGCGCUGCGGCUGGUGCUCAGCAGCCCAACAACGGUACCGCGAGCACGCCCUUUGCUGCUCACGUCGAGAAGGAUGGCCCCUCGGGGUCCUCGACACAGCACUUCCAGACCAUUGCCUUCCAGCAGCCGUACCAAAACUACUCUCUGGAAGAGCUGAGGGUGGCCGACUACAACCAGGGGCGUCGAUACGGCAACCAGAACGGCCAGGCAGGCGCAUUCGGCCAGAGCACUGGGUUUGGUGGAUUCGGUGCCGCCAACAACACCAACACCCCCGCGGCCACCGGCUUUGGAGCUACCGCAAACACAGGCACCACCGGCGGUCUCUUUGGGGGCGCUAACAACAACACCUCGACGUCGGCGUUUGGCCAGAACACUGGAUCAGCAUUCGGCGCGAACAACAGCAGCAGUGGUGGGCUUUUCGGUCAGAACAAGCCAGCCACAGGCGGUCUGUUUGGAGGAGCAGCCGCUACCCCAGCCCCUGCGACUGGCGGUCUCUUCGGCGGCGGCGCCUCGACGACCAACACGACGGGUGGCUUUGGCUCAGGCGGCGGAUUCGGAGCGUCAGCACCAGCAGCGGGCGGCCUUUUCGGUGGCAGCAACACCAACACAACGGCCCAGGCUAAGCCCUUCGGUUUCGGAAACGCUGCCCCCACCAACACUGCCUCAACUCCCUUCGGCGGCUCGACUAACACUGGCGCCUUUGGGCAGUCGAACACUGGAGGUGGGCUCUUUGGCGGAAACAACCAGGCUUCUGCUGCGCCUGCUUUCGGUGGGAGCACAGCCACUGCAAACACUGGCGGCGGGUUGUUUGGUGGUGGCGCCAGCACAGGCGCCUUUGGUCAGACCAACCAAGCGCAGAACACACAACAGUCUGGAGGUCUUUUCGGCGGCGGUGGUGGUGGUGGCUUCGGCCAGAACACCCAGAACCAGCAGAAGCCGGGAGGUCUUUUCGGAGGCGCCAGCACAACCACUACCGGAGGCGGUCUAUUCGGACAGUCAGUCAACCAGCCACAGCAGUCUGGAGGCUUGUUUGGAGGAUCUGCGGCGAACACAAACACAGCUGGAGGAGGAGGCCUGUUUGGCGCGAAGCCUGCCGCUGCAGGAAACAGUCUGUUUGGCGGGAGCACGGCCAACACAGGGGGUUCCACUGGGGGCUUGUUCGGUGGCCUUGGUGGACAAGCCAACCAGCAGAGCUCCGGGAGCAGUCUUUUCGGCGGCCAGAACAACCAGCAGAAGCCUGGAGGCCUGUUCGGAGGCUCCACGACCAACAACAACACUGGUGGCUCUCUAUUUGGCGGUAUGGGACAGAGUACCAACAAUAACCAGUCCAACUUGGGCGGCUCGUUGUUCUCUAGCCAGAACCAGCAGCAGCAAAAUCAGCAACCCAACAACAACAGCCUGUUUGGUGCUUCUGGAAGCUCUUUGCUGAGCACGUCUAUGAACACCAACCCCUAUGGUAACGAUGCUCUUUUUGCUGGACUUGCCGCACCAUCCCAGAAUCUCGGCCCCAUUGCAACCCCACUCUCGAGCAGUCAGAAGAACAAGAAGACCGCCAUCCUGCCGCAGCACAAGCUGAACCCCGCUGCGUCCACACGUCUCCUGACACCGCAAACGAAGAGGCCCGGUGGUUAUGGAUUUUCGUACUCGAGCUACGGUACCCCGAGCAGCGCAUCACCCGCGUCUGGAGCAGGCUUCUCCAGCAGCCUCUAUGGCAGUGGAAACUUUUCACGCUCUCUUGGAAUUAGCGUUUCGUCAAGCAACCUGCGCAACAACUACAACCCGGAAACCAGCAUCCUGGCGCCAAACGCAUUCUCUACUACCGCACGCCCCACUGGUAACGGCAGUCUGAAAAGGCUGAACAUCAACCGACAGAUUAGUCGUACCCCGCUGUUUGAUGACGCAUCCCCCAAGCAUGUUAGCUUCGACGAGAACGUCAAUCCUACCUCCAAUGGCGAGACUGCAGUGGUUUUGCGGAGGGAUGAUGCAGAUGCUUCUCCGAGGGCUAUCAACGGCAAUGAAGGCAGCAAGACUCGCUCUCCAGAGGGCAGCGGUACUGAGUUGGCUCGUGUGACUGAAGGUGAUGCUCUGACACCAAGGUCAUCGUCGUCCAUCAAUGCUCAGUCGAACGAGGACCCAAUACCCGGUGCUUAUUGGUCCAGCCCCACUCUCGACCAACUGAGGAAGACCAGCAAGCAAGAGCUGAAGGAAGUUCGCAACUUUGUCGUUGGUCGCCACAACAUUGGACAGAUCGAGUUUAACAUGCGUGAGCCUGUUGAUCUGUCUGAAGUCAAUCUCGACAAGCUCUACGGUGACAUCGUCCAGCUGAACCACCGCAAUGCUACCGUCUAUGGCGAGACGUGCACCACCCUACCCAAGCCUCCGCUCGGCACUGCUCUGAACCGACCAUCUCUUAUCACUCUGGCGAACUCGUGGCCUCGCAACAAGGCUGGCAAGAAGGAUGUCAAGCACCUUGAGCGUCUCAAGCGAGUACAGGGUACCACCUUUGUCAAGUACAACGCUCAGAACGGCGAUUGGACCUUCACUGUUCCUCAUUUCUCUUCGUACGGGCUCGACUACGAGGGCGAGGAGUACAGCGAUCUGGAUGAUGAGGAGUCAAGUGAGCUGAGCGACGUCCCCGAUACACCCGCUCAAACUCAACUCAACACCAGCCAGAUGACGAGCACGCCACAAGAGUCUUCCGUUCUCAGCCCUGACUACUCCAGCCCUGACGACACAUUCGACUUCAAGAAGGGCAUGCGUGCGCGAGCCAGCGUUCCCGGAGGCUUCAGUGACGGAGUGAGCUAUGAGGAAGAUGAAGAGAUGGAAGAAUCACAGGGCGAGUCUUUUUUAGGGCAUCGCUCCGUGGGUUCGCUUGAUGGUCAGCAGGAAGCUGAGUAUUCUGAGAGCGAAUCCGAAUUUGCCCAAGAUCAGAGUAUGGCGGACUCUGUAUCCGGACCAAUUCACACCACGGAGCAAGCAUCCGCUAAGGAGUCGGAUCCUUUCAGGGGGUCGCUCAAACCAAAAUCGAUCCUCAAGGCUAGUCAGGUCACGAGGCCUGGUUUUGGCACUCCAUCGAAAGGAAAGCCUGUUUUUGACGACGAUUGGGCGAACCAACUCCAACGGACGAUCAGCCCUAAGAAGCAGGAUCGCCAGGCCUUGCGCGAGACUCAAAGCAAUGGCAUGCGAGAACACGAGAGCAUUGAUUUGAAGUUGUCACAGUCUGUCGGCAGACGAACGCUCACAACACCCAUGGAUUUGAUGGAGUCUCUCUUCGGCGAGACGGAGAAGCACCAGUCUCCAAAGCGAGCUGCGCACGGUAUUGAGUUACCCUACUCGAAACGACCCAAAUCCUCUUACGAUCUCGACCAGCUGAGCGAAGCCGACAAAGACUUUCACAACUGCAGUAAGCCUCACUUCAGCGAAUCUGGCAUCCUCAUCUAUGGCAACAAGGGCCCUGCGACUCUCGAGAAAGGUGCUUUUCCCACAGCCCAGGAACCGCUCAUCGGCGCCACAAAAGAUAUUCGCUUCAUGCAGAUGCCCGUCUUUGCUGAUGCCGUACCCGAGACUCUAGCACUGCAAAAGCAGCGCACAAAAGUCUUCACUACUGAUGGCGCGCCCUUUGCGACAUUACAGGCGGACCCAGCCCCGGUAGAGUUUUCAGACAUGGCUAGAGCCGUCGCGAUCGACACAACAGCAGGUGUUCACGAGCAGCACGUCUGGCAGUUACUGUCUCUUCUCUUCGACGAUGCUGACAAGUUACCGGGUGGUGUGGAUGUCGAACACAUCGAGGUCUACAGAAAAGAGAAGUUUGCCGAUUGGUGGAAGGAGAUUGUUUGGAGUGAUGCACAGAAACAUGCUCAACAAGCGGUCUCGCCAGAGGAGCGAGCCAUCGCACAACUCAGCUGCAACAAUGUCGCCGACGCCUGCCAUGCCCUGAUCGAAGGGUUGGAUCUUCGACUGGCCACGAUGGUUGCACAAAUCGGUGGUGACGCCAGUAUGCGUGAGAGCAUGACCAGUCAACUCGAGGAGUGGCGUCGCCUGGACAUGCUGUCCGAGAUGCAAGAUUCACAUCGCGCUCUGUAUGAACUGCUUUCUGGCAACUGCAUGCAGGCCGAAGGCAAGACGGGUACGGGGAGAGAGAACCGGGCAUCCACCUUCAACAUCUCAAGUCGUUUCGCGCUAGACUGGCGGCGUGCUUUCGGUCUUCGUCUCUGGUACGGCACCAUGGCUGAGGAGUCUCUUGACUCGGCUAUUGCGCAGUUUGCAGAUGCAGUCAAGGAAGGCAAGGAGGACGUCAAGCCUGUACCUUGGUUCGUUGAGGCGAGUGCGGAUAUGGGCUGGACAGAUUCGCAGGCGGAGAACCGUGAGGACUUGCUUUGGGGCAUCCUCAAGCUUUACACUUCGUCCAAAGCGGAUGUCUCUGCGAACCUGGAAGACGUCUUGGCUCCGGAGAACGUUUCGGGUCACCCUUUGAACGCUCGCUUGUCGUUCCAGCUGUUCCAGCUGUUCAAGUCGCGACAAGAAGAUGCAAGUGAAGCAGAUGAGCGCAAGGUCAGCAUGCCCACGCUUGGUGGCAUUGGCGAAGACUCGUUCAUGUCGACUAUCCGUGCAUCUCCCGCAAGAGACACGCAGAUGGAGACUCCACUCGUUGAACUCGGCGACAAGAUCACACUCACAUAUGCCGCGUCGCUGCACACGCCGCAGCACUGGACAACGGCUAUCUGGGUGUAUGCGCAUCUGUCUUCCCCGGCAAUGCGCGAGCACUACAUCAAGGCCCUGCUCAACCAGUACUCCAGCGCCUACUCCCUCGUCGGCACAGACUCAACAUACACCUACCUCACCCAAGACCUGCACGUCCCAACAACCUGGCUCCACGCCGCAGCCGCCCUCCAAGCCAAGACCAAAAACGACGCCGUCCGCCAAGCCACGCACCUCAUCAAAGCCGACGAGCUCAACGAAGCCCACGAAGUCCUCUGCCGCAAAGUCGGCCCCGAAGCAAUCAUCUCGCGCGACUACGACGCCCUGCGCGACCUCAUGCACGGCUUCGUGCCCUCCCCCCCAAACAGCCCCGUAUCCGCCUCCUCCUCCGUGCACAGCAGCGCCGUCGCGCGCCGCGCCGAACCAGUCCAGGGCUGGGCCCAGGGCGGCCAGAUCUACUUCGACUACAUGGCGCUCAUCGACUUGUCCGCCCAGCGCUCCACGUACCGCGUCGACGAAGACCUGGACGCUGAAAUCGACGACUUGCUCGCGAAGCUGCAGAAGGCGCUGGAGAUUGCCGCGCGGGAUCGACUGGAAUCUUGUGCGAUUGAGGAGCGUGUUGCGCUUAUGGAGAUUGCGGGCGUGGUUGCGAAUCGUGUUGCGGAGACGGAGAAUGGUAAUAAAUCGCAUAUUCUCCGCCUGCCGCUCACGGAGGAUUUGUGUCUUAGGCAUGCGUGCCAUUUGAGCACGGAUUAUUAUCGCAAGGUUAUGGGGAGGAGCGCGUAGGUUUUGACUUUGCUCAUGGUUUUGUGUGGAUGUGGAUGUUAGGUUUUCUUUCUUGGGUUGGGUUAAUUCGUUGCCUUGGGGUUUUUUUUCGCGCGCGCAUGGAAAAGCUGAAGGAGAGAGGAGAGGAUAUGUGUGUGUCCUUGUAUAAUACGAUAUGAUAGAAUGGCAGAUUCGUUAGCUAGC
This is a messenger RNA of Dothidotthia symphoricarpi CBS 119687, 6506 nucleotides long. RefSeq lists its product as uncharacterized. Gene Ontology annotation, molecular function: structural constituent of nuclear pore. Bases 276 to 6323 code for a protein of 2015 amino acids. The record is from RefSeq and is a predicted model, not a curated record. Gene Ontology annotation, biological process: protein import into nucleus; RNA export from nucleus; post-transcriptional tethering of RNA polymerase II gene DNA at nuclear periphery. NCBI's taxonomy places the organism in Eukaryota, Fungi, Ascomycota, Dothideomycetes, Pleosporales, Dothidotthiaceae. Gene Ontology annotation, cellular component: nuclear pore cytoplasmic filaments; nuclear pore. The transcript is spliced from 6 exons.